CGUCGUUAUUGGAAAUGGGAUUUUUGGAUUGCAUCUCUGUGACUUUAGUCAGUGUCUUCGCUAAUCCUGUGAUAUCCUAUCGUCGAAUCGUUUUUUAGCUGCAUUUGUUCAAAUUAGGUCAUCAACAACCGUUAUUUUUAGAUUUAGGUCUAGUUUGUAGAGUCUAUAUUUCAUGGAAAUGUUUGCCAGUGUUAUUGUUUGGUUAGAAAUAAAUUCGUCUGAAUCAAGAUUCUCACUUUAUGUACUGUGGAUUUACUUGUGCUACUAGACACGAAUAAAACAAUGUGUGUUCCAUUCUUCAUGCAGGACAAGAGAAGUGACUUGAUAUUCCUUCAGUGUUUGUAGCUUGUGUCUAAGACUCCAUUGAUUUCAUACUAUCUAUUCCUGAGGAUGGAUUUACUAGAGUGUCCUCACUAAUUGAUGUAGCCAUGAGUGCUACUAAAGACACCCAAGAGGUGCCCAAAAAGCCGAGCAGCGAAGCCAAGCGAAUCAUUCAGAAUGACCAGGAGAAACAGAGAAAGGAGAAAAUCAAAACGUGUAUAGGUGAAAUUGCCAAAGAGUUGCCACCAAGUGCAGAUCACGUUGAUCGCAAGCCAAGUACCCUAUCCAUUGUUUCGCAAGCCAAAGAUUACAUUAAAAGUUUAAAAGAAAAAAAUCAAGCUUACGAAAAGAACUUCUCAGUUGCAGAGCAGGAAGAGUUGAAGAGACUGCGAGAGAUUCAUGCUGCACAACAGGAAAAAAUUAAACAGCUGGAAGAAACGGUCAAAGCUUAUGCAGCAUUAGAUAAAGUUAUCAAAAACAAGUCUACCGAUGAAACCAAUCCUACUCCUAGCUCGGAGGGCAGACAAGGCAGGCCAAAGACAAUCAAACUUUUGGAAAAGGAAAGACAUGAACAGAUUCAGCCUGCGAAUACAGAGUUUAAUACUUUGGAUCCUUCACUGCCCCUUGUGAGCUCUACCUACGGUCACCAUGGCAGUGGAGGUGGAAGCAAUAACAGCAACAACCUCCCACCAACCUCCAUAGUGCUUCCUGCUGCAUCGUCCGGUAUCUCCAUCAUGACGGUGGCCCCCACCAUCUUGUCGGUGAAAAGCCCAUCUCUUGGGCAGACGCGUAACCAGCAGACAAACAGGUCCAUCAGCACAUCCUCUGUCGCAGGGAGUACUGCCAGUAGUAGGGUUAACCCAACCUCAUCUACUCUUGUGUCCUAUAUGGAUCUGAUUGGCAACGAUUAUGGGUCUGGCAAUGCCAGGGUGGACAGUGGGCAGAGUAAUUUGGUGUAUUCAACCUCUUCAAUGUCACUGACAUCACCUUCCAUACUGUCGACGUCUUCUGGCAACAUUAUAAGCACUGCUGACCUGAUGGGACUCCAGCAGCAGCAACACCAAAGCACCGGCAAUGUCAACGGAAGUACUGCCGGAGCCACUGGCUUGGUGGGCAAUCUGCAGACGGCAGAUUACUCCCUGCUACACCACCAGCAGCAGGGAAUUAUGAACCUCCAUCAGGAUGGCUCCUGUUCCACAUCCGCCUUGCAGACUCUAGCCUCUGUGGCCACCAGCUCUCACAUGGCUGGCUUGACCAUGUCCAACAACCAAGGUGUGGGGGCUACGUCCAGCAUGAUGGGAUUGCCCGUCGGAGUGCCCUCCAUGUCUCUGGGCCAUCUUCACCAACAGCAGGGGUCAAUACUGACAGACACGGGAGCAGCAUCAACGCAGGCCUGUAAACAGGUUUAUAUCAACGGCCAGGUCUUGACUUUAAGUGACCAGGGUUUGAGUUGCGGACCACACGGUGAGUCUGACUGCCAGAGUAACAUCCAGGCCAGCAGUCUGUGCCAACAGCUUCCUUUGGCCGCCGGCACCAACUUUCAGCAACACCAACAUUCGGGCAUCAACACUGCCGGUUUGUUGAACCAAGGGAGCUUCAGCCACGCCGCCUCCAUCAACACAAACCAGAUGACCGCUAACAACCCAAACCAGUCGGUGAUCUACACUAUAAAUGAGCAGGGUCAGCUUGUCCCUCUUCAGUCCUCCUUCAACCAGAUCCAGCCGGCCACAGGGACAGGUCUAGAUUUUGUCUCCGUCUCCUCGGCGGGCGGGAACAUCCUCUCUGGAUUUCAGAACACCUCGGCGGGGAGUGGAGCACUAAUGCAGCCCUCGCUUCAGCAUCAGACUCAGCCCAACUUUUUGACUCAGGCACCCAUUGUGUCGUUGGCUGGCCAGGGAUCUAAUCAGCAGUUCACAAUACUUCAAGCCGGACAUGGCAACCAUUUGUCCAAUCAGAUCAUCCCGAGCGCCCCGCUGUUUAUGGCACAACAGAACCAGGUUCUAAACUUGGCUGGUCUCUCUGGCCUUCAGAUGGUCAACCCUUUCAGCAACAUGAUGGUCAACAACAUGGCCAACACCUUGAAUGGGGCCACGGUGAAACUGGUGGGCAAUGAGCUGAAGAUAGUGCAGCCCGGGGAUGGCUCUGCCUCCCAGGGUCCGACUCACGUCAUGGUGGAUGGGUCUCUUAUCCCCAUCUCCACCAACCCACAGACGAUCAUGCCGACCGCCACCGCGCCACUGAGCACCCUAGCGCAGAAGCAACAGCAGCAGCUGUCUUUAGGAGGGAACUCUAUACUUCAGUUUGAUCCCAACAACCCAAGUGCGCCGCCUAUUUUGAUUAGUGGGCCAGUGACUACUUUUCAAAUGGCACCCCAACUUUUAGGAGCCAGUGCCCUGCACUCGCCAGCCCUGUCGACCCAGCAUGGCAUUCUGCAGAUGGCAUCGGCUGGAACCAAUGUAACCAUGGGAUCCAGUACCCCCUUUCAGUUAGGAGGUGCCGGAGGCCUGGCUGUAGCCUCUAGUAUGGUAGCAAGCACUGUCACGACCAAUUCAGUCACAGCGUGCAUCAGUUCUCCGUCGGUCUCUGCAGCUACUAAAGGACCAAAAGGAUUGCCUCCUCUGGCCCCAGCAUUAUCACAGGCCAGUCCAACUAUUGGUUCUACUGUGGCCAUCAACAGUGGCUAUCAAACCAUGUUGACCACAGGAAUGCCCCAGCAGUUUAUUCUGAAUGGUCAGAAAAUUGUCACCUCAAAAAUGGCCACCUCCUCGUUGGCGACACAGGGUUCUAAGUCAGCCCAGAACAGGAAACGAUCUCCGUCAGCGUCCAGGGUGUCCCCCAUAGCUGCGGUUGACAUAACACAACAUUUUACUCAGCAGCAGCUGGUGGCCUCCACAGCGUCAGCCAUGGUGGCACCCAUGCAAACGGUGAAGAGCUCUUCUGGUGUUGAUAAAUCAUGUAAAACAAAAUCAUCCAAAGUGAGCCGCCAGCAGGCUCAACAGCAGGAGGAAAAAGCUGUGAACCAGCUCAUGAAGACGGAUCUCUUGGCUCAAGCCACAGCCACAGCUGGUAUACUGAUGGACUCUGAAACCGGUGCCGGAGACUAUGCUGUUAACUCUUCCGGUGCUAACGAAAGCAACUUGAACAUUUCUGCAGGCUCAAACAUGAAUCUCUCCAGUUCUUCAGCUGAGCUGCAGAUCAACUUGAAGCAUUCUCCUCGUGAUGAAGAGGACGACAAUGUCCAACUGAUCAUCGAUGAAAACUGUAUGAGCGGCAUGAGCUCAACUUCACCCGCUCAUUCCUCAUUCAGCCCAAACAUGAGCCUGGGUUCGGCUUUAUCUGUGAACACAUCAUCUUCUGUCUUUACACACGACCUAGGCCUCGGCGGCUCCCAGCAUCAGUCUGUGCAUCUCCAUCCAUCCAAUGGGGAUCUGACGACGCCACUGGUCUCCCCUAACAUCACGUCGUCAACUACGAUGUCGAAGCAACACAAACAAAUUACCAGCAGUCCUAUAACUGGUUUGCCAACCAUCCAACAGUUAAGCCCACUCAGUUUCACUCCGGUGACCUCCUCAGCUUCCAUAAGCAAUCCAUCAACAACGUCAGAAAUGCAUAUUAUGGGGGGUUCAUUUCGUCCGGAGGAUGUGUUUGCUCGUUUUGCGGCUGAGAACAAGUUAAAGCUGAGUCCGGACAAAUUAAGUCCCUAUUCUACUUCAGGAUCUGGCAACUUAAGUGCAAAUAAUGUGUUUGAUGUGGCUUCGAGCUUGUCGCUGCCCAUCUCAUCAACCAGCAUCAGUGCUUCUUCAGCAAUCAAAAGCUAUGUCCCCAUAGCUCCUGCCCCAGCUAAAGCAUCAGCAGCAGCCCCUUUUGCUCAAGACUCCACACAGACCUUGACUUUUAUGGAGGCCAUGAACCAGGCUUCCCUUGGUUCUGACAAACCAGCUGGAAAAUCAAAAAGUCGAAGCAGGAAAACAUCGACCCCAAUACUACCACCAGCCCCCGUGCCCCAAAUAAUAACUAUAGAGCCCGAUGUGCCGACCAUCCAGCAGAAUGAUGGGAAGAAGAAAGCAGCUAAUAAGAAGAGGAAGACAAAAGCGGAACUUCGGCAGGAGAAGGAGGAAAGAGAGCGAGUCGCACGGGAAGAGUUUGCAGAGAGAAAACUUAGAGAAGCUGAGGUCUUUGAUAAGACGUGUGUGACGACCGUGUCUAAACAAGUCAGCUCUAUUGACGAAGACAGUCUCAUCCCUGUUUUGAAUGAGAACGAUGCCGUCAAGGAGCAGAUUUUGCAUUCUGUGUCUGAGUCGAAACUGCUGAACACAGACGGCAGCCAGAUCAGUUUGAUGGACAUGGUGGACAAAAUUGAGAUCUUCAAUUCUGCAGUGUCAGAUGCUGAGGAUGGGUUCCAACUUGGGGGUCAGUCGAAUUUGGUAGACACUGUCGCCUGUAACACGCUUAGUAAGGAAGACACGGGGGGAGAUAAGCCAGACUCCAGAAGCGUCAAGUGUGAUGCGGCAAAGAAGAGAAAGGGGGACAUCCAGCCGAUACCCAUGGCACCACCAGGUCAGAAAGCUGACAAUAAAAGGCCCAAAAAGCCCACUAAAGUGGAGGCCACCAAACCAAUGGGCAAUAGUGAUGUCUUGAUGUUUGGGCUUGGGAAUAGUGGCCCUCCGUCUGUUUCUUCAGCAUCAUCUGACAUUUAUGCCUUUGUUGACGAAGAGGACAAUGGCCUGUCUCUAAGCUUCCUGCAGCAGCCGCCAACACCCGCAGCCAAAUCUCCUACGAAGAAAAACAGAAAAAGUAAGAGCGCUAAAACUGCAGUCCCAGAAACUCCAAUCAAGCCAGAUACUAAAACAGUUAACAGCUUACCCGGUGCCAUUGGUAAUAAUAUCAUAAUGACACGCAGUGAAACUAAAAACAGUAACAAGGCGAGUAACAGUCGUCAGCCGCAGCAGGUGUCUGCGGUUACUAGCAAAUCGUCGAGUGAGAAUUCGCUGGCAACAUCAACGGUGAUACCUGCCAUGGCAGGAGCUCCACCUGUGCCCUCCCCUUCUACCCUUAUAAUGCCAAAAUCUCCUCCUUCCUUUUCAGCGCUGCAGUCCAAGUCCCAGGUGGCUAUGCCAGCACCUCUUACUGUGGUGACAACAUCCAACUCUUCACCAAUUGCUAAACCUACAAUGACUUCAACAUUCUCCCCAGCCACCAGCAACAGUAACUCUUUCAUGCCCAAGAAGGUAACUCAAAGCUCAGAGAGCAGCGUCCAUGCCAGCUUGGAAGAAUCAUUGAUGGAUUUUUCUGUGAUGGACUUUCAGAGCUCUCCCAAGCUCUCCGAGGCGCAUGAUGAUCAUGACAAUUCUAUUGGGCUGCCCGCAGAAACCAUAGCAGAUUUUUUCAACCAGCACAGUCCUAGUAAAAUGAUGCUUAACACAAGCCCUACAAAUCUACAGAAUGGUGUCUUGUCUCCAUCUGAUGUGGAUCUGCCUGCCCUGAGAACCCCAGCCACACCCAUGAACCACAACCACACAGAUCCAGUGUUAAUGCUGGACACUCAGGAUAAUAAAGAGAUGGUGUCUCUUUCUCCGUCUAACAAACAGCCUCAGUCUCGUAUGCACACACCUCCUCCCAUGGAUCCCAAGUCUCCUGCCAACUCCUUACCCGCCAACAUGUCAAUAGCCUCUUCCACGCCUGGCCCAUCUCUAUCCCUCACACAGUCCUCAUCAUCACCUCUGCCACCACCUGUUAUGUCAUCCACCAACAUGACAAGCAGUAGUCAGAGUAGUUGCAUGAACUCGUCUUCAAAUGCCUUGCACCAUCUAGACCCAACUUCAACUGCUUCCACUCGACCCGAGUCUCCAAUGCCAUCUUUAAGCUCAUCAUCCCUGGAUGCCCUGUCAGAGAUCAUUCCUCUGAAACCCAUCACCUCUGAGUUGGAGUCUGAAGAGAAUGAGAGCUGUGCCCAGAAGCAAAGGAGGCCUACCCCAGUCCAGACACAACCUUUAUCCCACGUGCCUUUAUCCAGCGACAUUGGAAUGGUGAUGUCAUCUAUGCCAGAACUUCAACAGAAAUCUCAGCCCCAAAGGCCAAACCCGCCCCACCUUCCUCCACAAAGCAGCCCCCAUAAUUUAAGACCGCCCUCAGCAUCCACCACCCCACUACCGUCCCCCAAGCUCCACACGUCUCCAGGGUCAGCCAGUUCUGUUCACAGCAUGUCACCUGCUGCUCAGCAUGGUCAUUCUUGUCAGAAGCAGCAGGGCUCACAGAUGGGAGCCAACCCACACAUGGAGAGAGUCGCCGUCCCUCCUCUAUCGCACCCUCCCCAGCAGGCUCAAAGCCUUUCGCAGCUCUUCCCUGACACCUCCCCGUGCAGCGCUAACUUUGCCUCACCGCCCAGUGGCUCCAGCAUGAAGCUGAAACACAUGAGUCCAUCCAGUGCCCAAGAACAACAGAACUCAAACUUUAUGAACUCCCAGAAGACCAACAGCUUCCCACAGACUUCUAAUCAGCAGCAAAAGAAUCAAUAUUCUGUGGAUAAAAUUAUAGAACACCCCAACAGCAAUCCUGCCGCUUCCUCUCGUCUCGCAGAAAGCUUUAACUUCACCAACAUGGGGUCCAACGUAACAACUGCUUCCUCGAUACUCCCAUCAGGAUCCAUGCCCCUCACAUCCCCCAAUUCAAAUGGGUUUUCAUUUUCGCUGUCUCCUUCAUCAUCGCAAGCCUCCUCCUGCAGCGGUAACCUGAACGCAUCCAACAGUAGCAACAACACUAACAGGGGAUCCCUUUCAUCUAUGCAAACGUCGAUUCCCUCAUCCGGGGGACACAUGUCUCAUAAUGCUUCAUACCUUAGCCCUUUUUUCCCUCCCCCGACACCAAUGAGUAUCCCAGCUUCGUCCUCGUCGUCGUCAAGCACGCACCAUAGCUUGGCUAUGCAUCCUCUUGGGAAUAUGGAGAUCCAGCACACGAACACCUCCCGGCCGUCGAGUGGUGGAUCAGCGGCCACUGCCUAUGGCAUGGGGCCAUCUAGUUUGAUGACAUAUGGCAACCAGCCCAAGCUGGACAUUCCGCCUAUAGUGAAGUCACCUACAUACAACCAUAGCACACCCCCAACCAGCAGCAGUGGCAGCAACUCAAACAAAGGCUCAAACAAUGUUGGCAGUGGGGGUGCCAGUUACGGUAGUAAUUCCAAGCAAGCAAUGGACUCUUCUACCAGUAGCAAUCGGUACCCUGGUUCAAAGUCUACACCAGAAUCUAUCUAUCAGCAGCAGCAGAAACGCCCAAAUACCAUUCAGCAUCCGCCAUCCAGUCAUAUGGACCCCAUGUCCCAUCUGUCCUCAUCGGCCCAUAACAACAGCUUCUUUCCCAUGGCUUUUCCAACUGCAGCAUCGGCGUCGAUGCCGCUGCGGCAUUUGCCCGACACCAGAGACAUGCCCUCGCGGUCCCCCUAUGACUACCCUACUGUUCCCCACCACCCUGCCAUGGGAUUCCCUCACCCUCAUUCUCAGAUCCCAUCAGGUUAUGGGGCACAUGCUAGUUUCACAAGAGACUGUGCCAGGCUGGAGACUACAUCUCAUCAUCAGACACAACAGCAGCAGACACAGCAGCCUCAACAACAGCCAAGUCAGCAGCAGCAGCAGACGCAGCAACAGCAAAAUCAACAACAGCAGACACAGCAACAACAGAAUCAACAGCAGUCUCAACAGUCCCCAAGAAAACAGUCUGUUCCCAAGAAGUCUUCCUCUAGUGCUUCAGUAGGGGGCACCACUAGCAGCAGCUCGACCAACAGUUCCAGCAGUAGCAAUAACUCUAGCAACAGGAAUACAAAUAGUGGCACCACGGGGUCCACCAUCAAUCAAGGACACAGUCCUGCAUCGUCCACGUCAAGCCGUGCUCAGCCUUCACAGCAUCACUCUAACCAUCAGCAAACCAGUGCUUCCACCUCGAACAAUUCUUCAUCCUCCUCCUCUUCCCACAAUCGUAGUAGUACUUCCCAUAAUUCCCAGAAAAGAAAAAGUACUUCUUCUUCAUCCUCUUCGUCGAAAAAGAAAAACACUGCCUCUCAGCAUACUGGCUUCCCUUCAGACGCCAUGGAUGCCAGUAUGUCGCAGAACAUGUUUGAGUUCAACUACCUUAACUUCCCGACGUUAGCUCAAAGCAUGUCACCGCCGGCUGCUAGGCCGCACCAGACUGAUACUCCGUUUUUAAGUGGCAUGUUCAAUGCCCCUCCGAGGCCCAUCUCCAACUCGGGCACUAAAACGGCAGACAUGGCGGCAUCUCACUUUCCCCUUUCUCACACAAGGGCCCAGAACUCUUUCUUCCAGCCGGGCAGCUUUGGCAUGAAUUUCAUGACAAGUAACCACAGCAAUGCAGCGGCUGGCAUAUCGCCGCACUCCAUGGGCGUGCCGCCACACAUGUCCUUUGGGCUCUUUGGUAAUGAAACUGCCAGUGCCACAGACAACAUUACCUCAAAUAAGUUUCUCCACUCUAACCCUAUACUGCCAGGUGGCCCACAUCAGAGCAUGGACCAUUCCCUGCAGCACGGAGCACAUCAGACGUCCUUAUACCACAGUAGGCCGCAUUCAGCCCAGUCACAUGUUAUGGCUGCUUUCUACCCUCACAGCUUCGACUCCAGGGGUCACAUGGGUCAACCGUUCAACAGCUCGAUGGGACCCCCCACCUUUCACACUCCUGGCUUGCCGCCUAUAAAUUUCUCCAUGCACGACGCUCAUUAGCAUCAGGUGUGUUGUUGUUUAAUUGGACACGGUUCAUUUUGUUUUGUAUAUAGGAGUGGUAAUCUCUGUGUUCAUAUGGAUUAAGCGUUAUGAAUAUUUCCUUCAAUGGAUUAUAAAAGUGUGCACUUUGUGAAUUGUUUUUGCGUAUUAUGCAACUGAGCUUGCGAAUUUAUUUUCAAUUGUUGUUGGAUUAUGUAAAGUGAGUCUUGAAUUUGUUAUUCUUGUGAAAAUUUACACAUGCAAGCCCAUAGUAAUUAGUUCGUGUGGAAUAAAUUAAAAAAAAAAAAUGUAACAGUAUAUAGGUUGUUUUCUUGGAUUUAUUGCUGUCUGGUGAAAGCAACUGUUUUUAGUGCAUUGAUUUAAUUGCUACUAUGAAUGCCAGAAUUUAUCAAGCAUCUCUCUGCCUAUGAUUGCAUUUUUUUGUUGUGUGGUUUCUUCUUGGGACAUGUAGCGACUGUUUUCUGUUGAUGACUCAAUGAAAGUGUAAAUUGUUGCGCCCCCGUUUGCGUGUUGACCUGUUUGCUAGCUACAAGUGCCAUGCUGUUCCUGUUUUGUGGCUUCAACCCCCUACCUUCAGUGUUUCAGUUCUACAUUGUAUAGUACUAACUCAUCAAGAGCAAUUGUUGGCAAUAGAUGAAUAGGUCUCAUUGUUUCAUCGAUAUAUAUUAUAAGGUAUAACUUGUAAUUUGUCAACAUGUACAUUAUAGUACACUCUUAUAUUAUACAUUUUGCAUAUUUUAAACCUUCUAAUGAAAAUGGUAUAUAUAUAUAUCCUAUAUUAUAUAUAAUGUCUUAUUAGGAGCAUUUUGUUGUUUAAUUUGUGUACAUAAAUUUUCAACAAAUAACUCAACAAUUUUUAGAAAGUGUACAUGCUACUGAAUUCAGUUCCAUAUUUUUUGGAGUGUAUAUAAUAGUCAUUUUGCAAAAUUCGUCUCCCCAAGGCCCAAUUUGACUUAGCUGGCAUUGGUUACAUUCAGUGUCAACUUGUUAAAAGUUUUGUCCACGUCUUUAAUAUUUUAUGACUUCCAAUAAAUUAUCAGCCCCCCCCCCCCCCCUUCCCUUUUCUAUUGAAUAGUCUUUGAGUGUUUUUCGACAUACACAGUAUAACCAUUGUAUCAUGUGGAUAACUUUACAUAUAUAUAUAUUGUGUUUGAUAAUUUCACCAUUGUUUCAUAAUGUUUAUGUUAAAAGUGCUAAAUAUUUAGUGCUUUUGAAAAACUGAUUCUGUAUGACUUGAUCUUGAUCUGAUGUGUCUUCUAGGCAUUCAUUUUUUUUUUUUUGGCUACGUAGGAACCAGGAUAUAUGUAGAUAAAAAUUAUCUGAUGUAAUGAUUUCUAGAAACCCUCUCAAAGUAGAAGCACAUCUGAUAUAAUCACGCCUGAUGGAGGCUCAUCAACUUGUAAUGUUCCUUUUGUACCCCCCCACCCCACCCCCCGUACCCUUACAGACUUGUACAUUUUAGAAUGUAUUAUAAUCAGUAUAUUUGGAACAAUCGCUUGAAACUUAGUCUCCACUGCUCAUUGUUCAUUGAUUUUCUUGUAUUGCAUUGACGGAUGUACUAUAUUAUAGAUCUUCUGGCCUCAUGAUAUAUUCUUCUUACUAAAGUUGUGAUUGUUCUUCCCCUACUCUGCCUCCAGUUUAUUUUAUUUUUACACAAUUUGCUUUUUAUUUGGUUGUUGACGACAGUUUUAUAUUGAGGUGGUCAUUUUUACUUGCUUCAUGCCAGCAUGCAUUGCUAGUGCCCGGAGUACAAGACAUAACAAUUUUUCCACGCCUGCAUUUUUUCUGAUUUUUGAAGUUUUAAAGUGAAGAACUCACAAACUGAUGAAUACUUUUAAUCAAGAUUAUUAUUUUAUAAAGAACUUUUCAAGAUAGUGUAGAUUCUAUCUCAGCCAGGAAAACCAAUGACUAAAUGAACACAUGUAAUGUGUAGGAGGUAAUUAUCUUCUCUUUUGAAGCAACUUCUGUAUUUAUAAGAUAUAAGAAGAAACACAUUUUUCUUAUCAUUGAUUUUCUAAGAUAAAUAUCAGGCGUAUUAUUUACUUGAUUGAAAAUCUACUGCUUUCUUUGACAUUCUUAAGUUCUAAUGUAUCUAACAUGGUGACCAUCUGGUUAUACAUCUAGUGAAGAAGUGUGUUUUUACUUUAAUUCAACUGCUUAUGUAGAGGAUUAGACCUGGGUUCUUUCAGUUGGUUUCAUGAUUCUAGACCAUCAUGUCUGAUAAGGUAUAUAUAUGUCAUUGCAAUUCCAAUGCCUUUUGCCGUAACAUUAACAUUGCUGUGUUCUUUUAGUUCAGAUGUCUAAUAACAUGUAGUGGUUCAGUUUAUAACUAAAAUUUGGUUUGUAUCAUUUUCUGUUCCAAUCAUUUGUCGAGCCUAAAUUUUAGCGUAACUUGACGGCAAAAGAUGUGUGAAAAUUGGCCAGUUGGACACGGCGUGUGACCUACUUUUGAUAUUAAGUCGUGAUAAUUCUUGUUGUGUGGAGCUGUUUACACGGUGUUUUGAACAUAGUGUCCCCGGAUGACUGGAGGGUUACAGAACUUGCCUAUAUCUUUUGUUUUCAGACUUAAGAGUUGUUGUGAUGAAACGACUGAUAUCAGAACCUUUUUUCCUUUUUAGUCUGCCGUCGAACAGCACUUUCCGUUACAAUGGUAGAACGUUUUUUGAAAACUCUUCUUUAAAAUGUCGGCUAUUUAUUCUGAGUAUUGGCAUCCUGGCAAGCAUUUUCAUGACAGCCAUUUUUGUUUCUCCAUAGGCAGGCCUAAACAACAUAUUAUAAUAAAUUAUUAAAUUUUUUAUUUUACACUUUAAAUAAAAUAAAAACCACGUCUAUUUAUAAUUUUUUUAUUCAAGCUGGUCCAUUGCUCAAUGGGGUACCCAAAAUCUGUAUUUGUACAUAUUUGGCUGUCAUCAAGAUGUCAUAAGUUGAUCAAGUUAAUUGUAUAAUAUUGAUGUACAUUUGUUUUGGCUGUCUUUUGGCUUCUAUUUUAUGCAUAAUAUUCACACCACUUUGUUUCAACUAUUAUGUUUGACCCCCCUCGUAGUAAUAGUUCAAUUGUACAUAGAUAUUUAUCUGUUAUAAGUCUUAAAUUAAAACCAGAGGGAAGUUUCAGAUGAGUGAAGGAGAAAAUACACAGAAAAACAUAUGUUCAUUGUAAGGUUAUUUAGGUUUAAUCAGACCAGACAUAAAGAGGAAAAAAAACCCAAGUUUACUGGAAUCAUUUUCUCACUAUAAAUAGCUGCAGGUUACAUGUAAACAAAUUAUACAUUGUAAUGAGUUCAAAAAUUAAAGUCACCAGUGGCCCUGAAAAUAAUGUUGUCCAUUUUAUAACUUGUUGGGAUGAACAAUAUGAAAUGUUCAUUUUUAGUUCACAAGUUGUAGUUUAAUGGCUUUGUGUGUGAGUGUGUGUGUGCAAUUGUAAACCUAGCUAUUUGUAAAUUCUAUUAGUGGCAUAAAGACAAGUGUACUUCAAAAAGUUGAUAGAUCCAGAUUGUUACAUUGUUUAAAUACAUUUUAAUGGUAGUAAUAUUGAUCUUUAGAAAGCUUCAUAUGUAAGAAAUUAAUUUAACCAAAAUUGCAUUAACCAUCAAGUGAUCAUCAUUAUUUAUGCAAUAUUAUGUCCAGCUAUUCAGUUUGAGUAGGCUACUUUUAGGCUGUCAAACUGGUUUCAACCUUAUGUGUUGUUUUUUUUUUGAAAACCAAACUAAGUGCUGGAUAAAAGGUGUUUUUUAUAUUUUUUUAUCUACUGCACCAUUUGCAACUUCAGCAUUGAUAAAAUAAGAAUGACCUUUUAGUCUUCAAAUCAAAUAUUUUAUGCUACUGACUUGGUUUAACCUGGCCACCUUUCAGCUUGCUCUGAAUCAGAACAAGUCUCUCCAAAUUUUUCUAUUUAGAGAGAUACCAAUGUUUGGAUUUGGUCUGGCUUUACAAUCAACUCUAGGUUUUUUUAAGCAAAUUAAAUAAUAAAUUAAGGUGUAGGCUGCUCUCUGUACUUUGUUUCCAGGAUUUCCACAAAGUAAACAAUGACUGUAUAUAAUGAAAUUGUUAUUUAUUUCAGAAGCUGAACAAAAAUAUCAUGUAGGGACGAGCUUGUUAGUUACUAUGUUAAUAUACUGUGUAUAUAAGUGAAGCCACUAAUUUGAUGUCAAGGUUGUUAAGAAUGCUAAAUUGUAGAUAUGAUACAUGCAUAAACUUAAGAUUCUUAUAUUUGCUAAAAUUUUUAACAUGAUAGGUUAUUUUUAGUAUUUGUUUGCUCUUAGAGCUAGAGCCAAUAGAAUCUGUAGCUAGAAGAGAAAGGGAAGGGUGGAGCUGACAUUGUUAGUGCUUACAGGGAAGGGUGGAGUCGACAUUGCUAGUGCUUAUUCCAGCUGGUUUUUCUGUGUUGAAGAGCUCAGGUUGUGCUAUCUAUCUCUUAUUUGUGACCCAUGUUGUUUGGUUUGCUGUGACUGCUUGGUUUACAUGGGGGGGUCUUCAAGCUCAUCAAGUGCUUCAUAGAAAGAUUCCAAUGGAGUUGUUAAGAGCUGGGUUUUUCUGUGUGUAAAAGUGUGUUCAUACUCUUGUGUUUUAUUUUGUUUGUGAACCAAAUAUUUAUUUAUUGACACUUUCUUACCUAGAGCUUAUUUUUUUUGAACUACAGGCUUUACAACUGAAUUGAGAUUUUGAAAAGGGGGAAAAUGUUUUUUUGUUUUUUUUUCUAUCUAGUUGACUGAUGAAAUAUGUGCUCAUUAAAUUACAUCUUAAUGCUAA
Molecule: messenger RNA, 13787 nt
Organism: Biomphalaria glabrata
Lineage: Eukaryota; Metazoa; Mollusca; Gastropoda; Planorbidae
Product: serine-rich adhesin for platelets-like
Exons: 10
Coding region: 429-9041 (2870 amino acids)
Molecular function (GO): protein dimerization activity
Source: RefSeq, a predicted model, not a curated record